This is a messenger RNA of Trichoplax adhaerens, 177 nucleotides long. RefSeq lists its product as uncharacterized. Gene Ontology annotation, biological process: proteasome-mediated ubiquitin-dependent protein catabolic process; protein ubiquitination. The annotation marks the transcript as partial. The record is from RefSeq and is a predicted model, not a curated record. Lineage: Eukaryota; Metazoa; Placozoa; Uniplacotomia; Trichoplacea; Trichoplacidae. Gene Ontology annotation, cellular component: nucleus. The transcript has 2 exons.
AGCGAAGAGGAAGAAAUGCCUUUAGAAGCAAAGAUAAGAAUGAGGAAUGUCGGACGUUUCACACCUACGUCUUCCGGACCCAAUUCAUUUGGCAAGACAAAUCAGGGAUUUGUUGACACAGGACGAUUAUGGAAGAAGAAGAUGGAAGAUAUCGGUAAAGACGUAAAUGAGAAAUAA